AUGAAAAUCAUCAUAAAUUUGUUAUUUUUGUGUGUAGCUUUUGCAUAUAUUCCAAGAACCGUCAGUGUGAUUGAAUUGUUUGAAAAGGUUUACAACAGUCAAACAAGUGAAUAUUUAAUAAGUGAUUGGAAAAAAGAGAAUAGUAGUAUAAGUAAAUUCACUAAGAUGGAUGAUGAAUUAAUUUACCAUUACGGUAAAUACACUGCAUUGCUACAAAAAUUUAUUUCUAUUUUAAACAGUCAAAUAAAAGAAGUUAGAAAUAAAAUGAAUAAAGAUGAAGAAGAAUAUAAACAAAAGAAAGUUGAAGUAAAGUUAUAUAAAGAAGAAAUAAUAAAUGCAAAAAAAGGUAAUGAUGUAAUUUUAGUAAAUAAAUAUGAAGAAUUGUUAAAAAGUGCAGAAGAAGAAAUGAAAACAGCAAAAAUAAAAAAAACAGAAGAAAUGGAAAAAUUAAAAGUGUUAUUCCCACAAUUAAAAAUUUCAAAAGAAAAAUUAGAAUGGGUUGAAAGCCAAACAAAAGCUAUUGGUAAAAAUGAAGAAUAUAUUCUUGAACAAUGGAAAAUAAGAAAUCAAACUCUUAUUAAUGAAAAGACUAAUUUUGUUGAAUAUUUACAAAAUGGAAGUAAACUUAUUAAAGAAAUUAAAGAAGCAAAUGACUUAUUAAAUCAAAUUGAAAAUAAAUUUAUUGAACGUAAAAAAUUGAAUAGUACUUAUAUUCAAGAAUUAAACUUCGCUAAAAAAUCACUUAUUAAUGAAAAAAAUCAAAGAAUUCGUAGUCUUGUUCAACUUUAUUUCAAAGUCAUUUUUAAUUAUUUAAGAAGUGAAAAAAGUAUUAUUAAUUCUAUUAGUAGUAUUGAUGAAGAUUUUAUUACAAAUGAAGCUGAAAUUCAAAAUGAAUUUAUUGCGUUAAAAGGAUUAGAAGAACUUAAUGACCAAAGUAUCUCUUUUGAAAAGUUAAAUGGAGUAGAAAGGACUAUUCUUUCAGCACAAACAUUAGUUAUUCAAACUGAAGAUCUUAUUCAACAAAGAAGAAAUGAAAUUAAAAAAUUAAUGAUGAAAGGCGUUGAAAGUAUUAUUGCACAAGCAAAUGAUGAUUUAUUACAAAUGGAACGUGAAUGUAGCCGAAAUAUUACUGAAAACAAAUUAGUUCAAGACAAAGAAAUUGCAGUACUAAAAGACCUUGAAAAGAAAAAUGGAACAAUUUCAGCACCUAUUGAACCAAUUAGUGAUUGUGAAAAUGAUGUUAAAAUUAUGAGACUUUUUGCUGGACUUGGAGAAAAAUUCUUUAAUAAAUGGUGUGACGUUUAUCAUAAAGAAAUUAAUACAAGAAGAAUUUAUAUUAAAGCUAAAAUUUUAAGUGCAGAAGAAGGAAUGGAACAAAAUAAAAGAGAUGUUGAAGUAGUUAGAACAUAUGAAGAACAAAGAUAUUAUUUAGGAAAAUAUGGAAAAGAACAAGAAAUGACUAAGUAUUGGAGAAAAAGAUUAGAUGGUGUUGAUGAAAUUUUAAGAGAACUUCAAGCUGUUGAAAUAAGAAAGUUACAAAAGAAAAUUGAAUUAUUGAAAGAGAAAAGUACUCAAUCUGAAGUUAUUCAUCGAAUGGUAGUUGAUUGGUUAAAGAAAGAAUUUGAAGAUGCUAAGUCUAGAACUGGUGUAGGUAUUCCAAUUAUAAAGAAAUAUAAAGAAAAGAUUGAAGCUCAAGUUCAAUUACCAAUUUUAAAUAAAAAGAAACAAGAAAAAGCUUUUAAACCAGUUAAUACUACUCAACAAAACAAACCAGUUAAUAAUACUCCUAAACAAAAAAUUCAAGACAAUAAACAAACUAAUAAAUCUAAUCAAAAGAAGCUAAAUAAACCUAAAACAAAUGACGUUGCUAAACAAGUGUUAAAGGCUUCUAGUGCUGGAAAAGAAAGUUCUCCUAUGACACCUGCUUUAUCUAAUGGAGAGUCAACAGUUAAAAAAUAA
Molecule: messenger RNA, 1959 nt
Organism: Entamoeba nuttalli P19
Lineage: Eukaryota; Evosea; Mastigamoebida; Endamoebidae
Exons: 1
Coding region: 1-1959 (652 amino acids)
Source: RefSeq, a predicted model, not a curated record